UAGACACAGCAAUUCUAAUCAUUUUUGGACAUCCGGAAAUAUUAUUUUGUUUUUACAGAUUUUUUUUUAAUAACAUUACAGAUAGGACUGAAACUAGAAAGCACCUGUAAUUAAUACGCCAGUGCGACACAGUUAUUUUGAUAGUAUGAAUUGACACACAGUUGAAAAUGGCAGGAAACUUCUGGCAAAGUUCUCAUUUCCAACAAUGGGUGUUAGAUCCACCAGAACUGUUUAAGAAUAGGCAAGCUGAUUUGAAUGUUUUAACUGAGGAUGGGUACCAGAAGAUCAUGAUAUUUUUUGCAAACUUCAUUCAGUCUCUUGGGGAACAGUUAAAAUUGAGGCAACAGGUUAUUGCUACAGCAACCAUAUACUUCAAAAGAUUUUAUUCUAGAAACUCACUUAAGUGUAUUGAUCCAUGGCUUAUGGCACCAACAUGUGUAUUCUUAGCUUCUAAAGUAGAGGAAUUUGGUGUUAUAUCAAACACAAGGUUAAUCAGUACUUGUCAGGCAGUAGUAAAGAACAAAUUCUCUCAUGCACACCCAUUGGAAUAUCCCUACAGAAUAAACUUAGUCCUGGAAUGUGAAUUUUAUUUACUUGAGAUGAUGGAUUGUUGUUUAGUAUUAUACCAUCCCUACAGACCUUUAACAGAGUACUUUAAAGAACUGCAACAAGAUGAAUCUCUCUUUCCAUUGGCUUGGAGAAUAGUAAAUGACAGUCUAAGAACAGAUGUAUGUUUAACAUAUCCUCCAUAUUUGAUAUCUUUAGCAUGUUUACAUAUAGCCUGUGUUAUACAACAGAAGGACCUGCGACAGUGGUUAGCUGAAUGUAAUGUAGAUAUGGAUAAGAUUCUUGAAAUUUCAAGACAGAUUUUGGCUUUGUAUGAGUUAUGGAAAAGUUAUGAUGAGAAAAAAGAAAUUGCAGCGAUUUUAGAAAAAAUGCCCAAGCCAAAUACCAGUCCAACACCAACUUCUGCUCAAGAUGGAAGUCAACAAUCACAAGCUGUACAGUGAUUCGAGGAUUGAUUCUAAUUUAUUCCUGAACUGUAACACAAAAAAGAACAUUUAUUGAAAUCCUAUCCCAAUUAUGACAACCAUUGGACUUGUGCAUAUUAUCAAAAUCUGUAAUCUACUUUAAGAAGCUAGGUUUAUUUUAGGGCCUUUUCAAUUGUUCCAGUUUAUUGCUAUGAUAAAUAAAAAUUUGUUGUACUGUUCAUCAAUGUGUUGUGAAGUAGUGUUAAUUAAAAUAAAACUGGGACCCAACAAUUGAAAAUUUUGAUAUACUGAAAUGAACUACUUUCUUUACAACAGAUACAAGAAAAAAAUCAAUGGAAAAAAAUUGUUUUCCAUUGUAUGUAGCAAAAUAAAAAAAUGUAUUUAUAUGGGAAUGCAAAUUUCUCAGUAAUAAAAUAUUUUGAAUAAG
Molecule: messenger RNA, 1419 nt
Organism: Mytilus trossulus (common blue mussel)
Lineage: Eukaryota; Metazoa; Mollusca; Bivalvia; Mytilida; Mytilidae
Product: cyclin-C-like
Exons: 11
Coding region: 168-1010 (280 amino acids)
Biological process (GO): positive regulation of transcription by RNA polymerase II
Cellular component (GO): mediator complex; nucleus
Molecular function (GO): cyclin-dependent protein serine/threonine kinase regulator activity
Source: RefSeq, a predicted model, not a curated record